UCGAGUUAAUUGAACUUUACAUCACUGAAAGAUCAUCAUUGUUUCAAUUCAGUCACCCAAUGUCAGAUUGUUUCAACUCAGUCACUCAUUUUCGAAUUUGUUUCAAUUUCAUCACCCUGGGCAGAUUUCCACAAAUCUGGGCAGUCAACCUUGCCUACAUGACAUUUUGACUCUUACGUGUAAUAUGAGUUAGAAUAAAAAAAAUCAAAAUUAAAAACCAAAAAAACCCUAACCCAACUCACAUCACAUAUCCCUCAAGCACGUGCGCCGCUCCUCUUCUUGGCCCUCAAAAAUCUCGCUUUGAGCAAUCACCCAACUCUCCUCUUCUUAGCCCAUCAACCUUGCAAAAUUCAUCUCCCUUGAACAAAAGCUCUUGGUAUUGUUUAGUUGUUAGAAAAUGACUCAGUCUGAGGUUGUUGAUUAUUCUCUUGAUGCGUAUAUGGCGAAUUUGGAAAAGAAUGAUGGUUCUGUUGAUGUUAACGUAGGCAAUGGACAUGGAGGGAAUGAGGAUGACAGUGAUGGCAGUGGAGAUGAUUUCAGUGGUAGUGAUGGCAGUGUUGAUGGAGAUGGCAGUGGUGACAGUGUUGAACUUUAUGAUAGUGGAGAUGAUGGUCGCAGUGGUGCUUACGGCAUUGGUGGUGAUAUUGGCAGCGAUGAAGACCUCAAUUUGGAGUACGAAUCAGAGAAUGAGGACAUCUUGUUGUAUGAAGAUGAUAGUGAAGAUGGAAUUAGGAGACGUAGGGUAGCAAAUCCAAAGUUCAAUCCUAAGGUUACUUCAAAAGUGACUAAUAUAAAUUUGGAAUGAAUUUAUCUUUUUAGU
This is a messenger RNA of Tripterygium wilfordii, 820 nucleotides long. RefSeq lists its product as uncharacterized. The transcript is spliced from 2 exons. NCBI's taxonomy places the organism in Eukaryota, Viridiplantae, Streptophyta, Magnoliopsida, Celastrales, Celastraceae. The coding region runs from base 398 to 805 and encodes 135 amino acids. The record is from RefSeq and is a predicted model, not a curated record.